AUGUAUAUAAUCGCUGAAUAUGUAUGUAUAGACAUGUAUAUAAUCGCUGAGGUGCACGUAGUGAGCAUAUGCAUGUAUAUCAGUGAAACUUUGCUUGGUCUUUCUUUUAGGAUUUCCCCUCUGUCAUUUUUUCAAGUAAAUACUCCAGCAGCUGAAAUUCUAUAUUCGAAUGUUAAACAAAUGUGCAAGUUACAUGAGGACGUUGUUCUUCUGGACCUGUGUUGCGGCACAGGCACGAUAGGAUUGUGCAUGGCCAACGAUGUUAACAAAGUUAUUGGUGUUGAAUUUAAUGAACAAGCAAUAGAAGAUGCUAAGGCAAAUGCUCAAAUUAAUGGAAUAACGAAUGCUGAUUUUAUUUGCGGAAAAGUGGAAAAUGUGUUGAUCUCUGUUUUGAAAGCCGUCAAAGAAACUGAUGAAGUGGUGGUUGUCGUUGAUCCGCCGAGAGCUGGAUUACAUACAGAUGUUAUUCGUGCAAUAAGAAAAACUGCAUGCAUCAGUCGCAUAGUUUACGUGGCUUGUAAGUUAUCUGCUGUCUCAACAAAUAUUGCUGACCUCACAAGACAAACAUCAAAAAGAUUUGAUGGAAAGCCGUUUCGACUGAUGGAGGCGAUGGUUGUUGAUAUGUUCCCACAUACAGAGUUGUAUGAAACUGUCUUACUUAUUGAAAGAUAAUAAAAACGCCUUGCAUUCGAAAUUUGUUUCAAUUCCAUUUUAUUAUAAUAAAUUGUUUUUUAAGUUUUUGGCAUUAUCGGCUUAACAUGCAUUCAAACGAAAA
Messenger RNA from Helobdella robusta, 775 nucleotides. RefSeq lists its product as hypothetical. Bases 1 to 672 code for a protein of 223 amino acids. The record is from RefSeq and is a predicted model, not a curated record. Gene Ontology annotation, molecular function: RNA methyltransferase activity. Lineage: Eukaryota; Metazoa; Annelida; Clitellata; Rhynchobdellida; Glossiphoniidae. The transcript has 7 exons. Gene Ontology annotation, biological process: RNA processing.